Messenger RNA from Cyclospora cayetanensis, 12312 nucleotides. RefSeq lists its product as uncharacterized. Lineage: Eukaryota; Apicomplexa; Conoidasida; Eucoccidiorida; Eimeriidae. Bases 49 to 12312 code for a protein of 4087 amino acids. The transcript has 53 exons. The record is from RefSeq and is a predicted model, not a curated record.
GGAUUUCCCUGCCCUCCAGGGACACUAGCUACAGCUAACGCCAGCAGCAUGGAAGGGUGCAGGUUGUGUCCUGCGGGCUAUGGCUGCACCUUUGGAAACCACAAAGAGGCCUGCGCUGCUGGAUAUUACUGUCCAGCUGGCACACACGACUCCAGAUCUAUCCCUUGCCCUCCAGGCACCUACAAUCCCAACAUUCUGGCCACAUCACGGAGCAGCUGCCUGGCCUGCCCCAAAGGCAGCUACUGCGCCAGCCUCGCACAAACCUCCCCAGACAACUGCCCUUCAGGGCAUUACUGUGACGCAAAAGGAUUGGUUCUUGGGAUUCCUUGCCCAGCGGGGACAUACAACACCAAGACCGGCUCUACAAGCCUGAGUGACUGCCUCACGUGCCCAGCGGGGAUGUUCUGCCCGGAGAAGGGAACCUCUAUUCCAAGAACUUGCCCAGCUGGAACCUUUAACGACGGUAGUUCCCUUGCAUCGAGUUGUCAGCCGUGUCCCCCUGGAAGUGCUUGUGCUAUUGGCUCUAUUAGCCCAACUUCUUGCGAUCCUGGGGGAUAUUCCGGCACAGGAGCAGCCGAGUGUGAAGCCUGCCAAGCUGGCUAUUACUGUGAUGAGGAGCAGAUGACUUAUGAGGACAUGCUAGAGAAAGAAUGCGAGCCUGGAUUCACAUGUACUCUCCCAGGGGUUGCGGUAAAGCCGUCACUGGACACCCAUGGCUGCCCCGCAGGGCACUAUUGUACUGGUGGCUCUUCUCCCCCUCUUCCGUGCCCUGUAGGGACAUACGGCUUGAAUCUAGGCGCUACUGCGAUAGAUGAAUGCCUGCCGGCACCAGCUGGAUCCUAUGUGGAUACACCGGGGUCUACAGAGCCCUCAGGGAGCUGUCUGCCUGGCUAUUACUGCCCUGAGGGAUCAUCCAGCUCCAAGGAAAUGAUUUGCCCAGCCGGUACUGUGGGCAGGAGCCCCGGUAGCAAGUCAGUGGAGGAGUGCGAGCCUUGCGAUCCAGGGGUCACGUGUCAGAUUCAGCAUGGAACAUUGGUGCAGCUGCCUUGCUCCGCUGGUCAUUACUGCCCUGCAGGUUCUUCAGUAGCCCAGCGUUGCCCGGAGGGCACAUACCGUGGCUUUACUGGGGGAACUUCUGUUGAGGACUGCUUCAAGUGCCCUGCGGGGUACUUUUGCUCUGGCACAGGUCUCUCAGCGCCCUCUGGCACAUGCCUUGCUGGGUACAUUUGCUCGAGCAGCUCCACAAGUCCACGCCCAACCGACGGGAUCAGCGGCAGUGCUUGCAGCUUUGGGGGGUACUGCCCUUCUGGAGCCCUCUCAAAGCAACCGUGUCCCGCUGGGACAUAUAAUCCAGACAAGAUUGGUUUGGGCCCUGCCGAUUGUGCUGUUUGCCCACCCGGGUACUAUUGUGAGGGCAGUACUAGUACAGCACCCACCGGGUUGUGCGAAGCCGGUUUCAUCUGCCCUAAAGGAGCCAGCAACCCCAGACAAAAGCUGGCACCAAAAGGACACUACUCGGAGGAGGGAGCUGGUGCUGCUACUCCAUGUCCUAGAGGGACGUUCAACCCUAACGAGGGCCAAGCGCAAUGCACUCUGUGUGUAGCUGGGUUUUACUGUCCAGAUACUGGCGCAGAGACCAUGCUUCAGUGCCCUGCUGGGUAUUACUGCGAAGAAGGAUCAGAAGAACCAACGCCAUGCCCCGAAGGGACUCUUAGUUCACGGACAAUGCAGCCUUCAGCAGAGAGUUGCAUGCCCUGCCCGCCCACAUAUUACUGCAUGGGCGAGGGAAAUCAGCUUGGUAUGGAAAGGCCACACUUGUGUGCCCCGGGGACAUACGGGGCCAGUGAAAGUCUAGUGGUAUCCUAUCAGUGCAGUAAAUGCACUGAAGGCAGCUACUGCUCCAGAACGGGACUGUCAAGUCCAGAAGGAACAUAUAACUGGAUGAGUGGGGCGAAAGAGUGCAAACCUUGCCCAGCAGGUUUUCUUUGCGGCCUUAGAGUCGCGGACUACACCAAAACUCGUUGUCCUGCGGGCAACUAUUGUCCAGCCGGCCUUGACACCGGUGCUCCCCUGCAGUGUCCUGCAGGCACAUUUGGACCCACACAGGGGCUUAUGCAUGUACGGCAGUGCCAGCCCUGUCCACCGGGGAAAAUAUGUACCUCCAAAGGCAUCGAAUCUCCCCAAGAAGCUUGCCCUGCCGGGUCGUACUGCCCAGUGGGAGACCAAAGCAGUCAAACAGAAAUCGCAGCGCUGCCCUGCCCGGCCGGUAGUUACUGUCCUUCUGGAGUGGCUAGCCCCAUUACGUGUCCGCCAGGCAAGCUAUGUACAAAAGAAGGUUUGACGGAACCUGAUAUGGAGUGCCCCGCAGGUCUCCUGUGCGAGGCGGGAACCUCAAGCCUGGACUCUGCUACACUAUGCCCUGUGGGGUUCGUGUGUGUGGAGGGAGCUGCUGAUGCUCUACCCUGUCCCAGGGGCAAGUACAGCACCCAAAGUGGCUCAGGCUCCCUCAUGCAAUGCAGGAAGUGCCCUGCCGGACAAUACUGUGACAGUGCAGUUCCAGGGCAAAUCACCGGGCUCUGUGCUGCUGGAUUUUAUUGCGAAGAGGGAGCCAGCUCUCCUUGGAGCAAAAUUUGCCCCAGCGGCAAGGUCUGCCCUGAAGGCUCUGGUACUCCCGCCACAUGCCCCGUGGGCACUGCAACCUUUGCUGAUGGAUCCUCCCUCUGCAGCGCAUGCCCUGCCGGCUUGACCUGCUUAGGAGGAAAGCUUCUGGAAUGUGAAGCAGGAGCCUAUUGCGAUGGAGAAGCGGGCCAAGCACCGUGCCCUACAGGGACGUAUAUGCCAUUUAAGGGAGCUACCAGCGUGGACUCCUGCCUCCCCUGCCCCGCCGGGAAGGCCUGCCCCACUUCUGGGACCGCCAUUCCAACCAACUGCGAAGAAGGAUAUUACUGUAUUUCUCAGUCAACCUCCGCCGUUCCAGAAACUUUAGUUCCGCUUUCUGAGGCGCUUGCAGCCGCAGCUGGACUUUCGGGGGCCUCUACGACGGGGGGGGCAGCUUGCCCAGCAGGCGGCUUCUGCCCCUUGGGUACCCGCUUUGCCGUGCCAUGUCCUCCUGGAAUGUAUUGUGGACGAUCACAUCUGACUGAGCCUCAGGGCACUUGUGCAGCAGGGCAUUUUUGUGUCAACUCCAGCGAAUCGGACAGUCCUCAGGGACCUACUGAUGCUUGCCCCUCCAGAUCCGUUGGAGGGUUUUGUCCUGCUGGCCACUACUGCCCGGUCGGCUCCUCAGAGCCCAUAGCCUGCCCUAGUGGAUCCGUGCGGCAGCAUCGACUUGGCAAGGAUUCGAGUUCGUGCGACCCGUGCCCUGCAGGGAGUUUCUGCCCAAGUCCCGGCCUUCAAAAGGCUGCGGGUGAAUGCGCUCAGGGUUUUGUCUGCCCUGAAGGGUCUAAAGAUGUCGCAGAAGAGCUGUGUCCCUCGGGUUCAGCGUGUGGAGGCGCAACAGGGGAGCCCCAAGCAUGCCAGCCAGGGACUUUCCAGGCAGACGCAGGCAGCACAAGCUGCACCAACUGCCCCGCAGCCUUCUACUGUGCAGACGCAGCGCAGCCACCCAUAGCAUGUCCAGAGGGAAAUUAUUGUCCAGAAGGGUCACAAAGUCCCCAGCCCUGUCCUCCCGGGACCUAUAGAAGUGUCAAAGGUGGUGCAGCAGAAGAUGACUGCUUCUCUUGCCCCCCAGGGAAAUAUUGCUCUUCUUGGGGUACUAAGAGUAAUCUUCUGGAUUGUCCUGCUGGAUACUAUUGCCGCUUGGGGGCUGGCACACUAGGCAAUGCAGUCCAAUAUCAAUCAAUGUUUACUGCCAACGGGCAGAUUACUGACCAUAAUCUCAGCGUUGCAGUGGAAGACCCUUGCAACGGGGUAUUACCGUGCGUCUAUGCAUUAGUGUGUCCUGCAAACACCUACUGCCCGAAGGGCUCCUGGACCCCAACUCACUGCCCUAGUGGCACCGGCCACACGCGUCGCGGGGCCGCCUCAGCGGUAGAGUGCCUUAAAUGUGGUGCUGGGGUCUACUGUAAAAGCUCAGGAACUCAAGAGCCCUGUGAUGAGGGUUUUGUCUGUUACGGGGCAGCAGUAACAGGAAGGCCACUAGAGGGGAGCACAGGAGAAAUAUGCCCUAAAGGUCGCUACUGUCCUAGGGGUACUACUAACUCCAGAGUCUGUCCCAUUGGCACGUAUGGGCCUACGAAAGGCCUUAGCUAUGCCUGUGAUCCCUGCCCUCCUGGGAGAGUCUGCCAGCAAGAGGGACUUACGGAGGCACCCAAUAUAUGGUGUACAAAAGGCUCCUAUUGCCCUGAAGGGGCCAUAAAUCCCCGGCAAUGCCCAGUGGGAACUUAUAAUGACCAGCUGGGGCAGCCAGACGAAUGGGGCUGCCUGGAAUGCCCUCCUGGGCAGUACUGCAGCUCACCCGGCCUUGCUGAGCCUUCUGGGCCAUGCGACCAAGGGACGUGGUGCAUCUCUGGAUCACAGAUUAAUGACGCAGUCACAGCCUACCUACCGCUUUCAGCAGUGCUUUGUCCAGCAGGUUACACAUGCGAAAGCGGGGCGAUUGUCCCCACCGCGUGCCCCAAGGGGACGUACAAGGACACAGAAGGGGAAGCAGAGUGUUCCACCUGCCCAGCUGGAGUCUACUGUGCCCAUGAAGCUGUGAUCACUGCGGCGGGGGAUGGGCCGUGCUAUGCUGGAUUCUACUGUACAGGUGGUUCAACAACGCCAGCUCCUACAAAGGAAAAAAACGGAGAUGUGUGUCCUCCGCACAAAUACUGCCCGGCAGGCUCAUCUACUCCGCUAGAUUGCCCUGCUGGCACAUUCAACAGCAAUUCAGGCAUGAAGGCUUGCCCAGACUGCACCGCCGGGUACAAGUGCGCAGUUGGAGUCAUAGAGGAGUGCCCGAUGGGUGGCUUCUGCCCCUCUGGUCAGGCCGAAGUCAGUGUUUGCGGGGCAGGAACCAUCGGCAAAGCAAAGGGCUUCAGUGUGCAGGACGAAUGCGCAGACGGGCCAUGCCCCUCAGGCUUGUACUGCCCCACCGGAACAAAGACACCAGAGAGGUGUCCUGAGGGCCUUGCAACUGCAUCUGAAGGAGCCAAAUCACAGGACGAUUGCGUUGACUGUCAACUUGGCUACUUAUGUGGCCCACUGACUUUGAACCCCAUUAUUUGCCCUGAAGGGGCCUUCUGUCCUCCCGGUCAGGACCUCCCAACAGCAUGUCCAAUUGGGACCUAUCAAGGCUUGCGCGGAGUGAUGCAGGCGGACAUGUGCAAUCCCUGUGCAGCAGGACACACCUGCCCUACCGAAGGAAUGGAAAUUUACGCGAACAGUGUCUGCCCAUGGGGCCACUACUGCCUGCAAGGGAGCGCAGAGCCAGAACCAUGUCUCCCAGGAACAUUCAACGACCAGAUUGGCUCAAAAUCCGCGGAUGAAUGCACGCCUUGCCCUGCGGGUUUUUUUUGCCCUGGACAUAAGCGAAGUUUUCAUGUUUCUCUAGAGGCCGUUGAACUAUCCCUGUUUCGGCAGGCAGAUAUGGUCAUACAGAGGGGGCAAAACGAGAGCUAUCGGUUGGCAUGCAUUCCCAAGACGUACUGCCCCGCAGGGUCUGUUGAGCCGACUCCGUGCCCUGAAACCUUCUACUGUCCCGGAGAGUCAGGAGAGCCUCUUCCUUGUCCACCGAACCACUACUGCCCUGAAGAGACCGACACCCCAAUGCCCUGUCCAACGGGCUUCUUUUGCCCUGGUGGCGCCACCAAGCCAUUCACUUGCCCUGCUGGUAGCCGGGCUAAAUCAACAUGCGACGGGACCUUGACGGUCAACGCUUGCUGCGAACUGUGCCCAGCUGGGACCUACUCAGACUCAAAUGCAUCUUCUGUCUGCAGUCCCUGCAGUGCCGGAUAUGUCUGCACUGGUGGAGCGACAAGUCCAAUGCCAUUAACUGCUGGGGGCCACAUCUGUCCUGCUGGCUACUAUUGUCCUGCUGCAACGGUUGUCCCCCUCCCUUGCAGUCCGGGAACCUACAGGGAAGCACCAGGGGCGACGGAUGCUGCUGAAUGCUUAGCGUGCCCCGAGGGGACUUAUCAACGCUUCCUUGCAAUGACCUCCUGUGACACCUGUGGGUCACAUGCGGUAGAGGAAAAGAAAUCUGGUUCGCUUACAUGUGUUUGCUUGGGCAAAAAUCGCGUGUACCAGCAUGGAGACAAAAAGUGUUCCUGUCAGCAAGGAUUUGUGAGCUAUGAUCAUCACUUGGAAGUAGCGGAGCUACAAGAUGGGACGCUGCCUUGUCAGCCAGCGACUUUUACGCGUUGCACAUCGACCGAGUUUAGGGAUCACUUAGGGAGAUGUGUGGCUUCGGUUGACUGUACGGAAGCGUGUGGGCCAGAGGGUGGUACUUUCCUGAGCAGUAUAGGCAUCUGUGAAUGCGCAAAUGCCCUCGCGGAAGCUGCACAAUGCAGCAGCAAAUGCAAGUCAGUGCUGCCAACUGUCACCCUCGGCACAAAUGCGAUCAACCUCGUGGAUCACCAGACAGGAGAAACAACCCUUCUGGAACAUCCAGAUAUUGACUUAACUUAUGCUAUCAAGUACUGCUCAAUGCUUCGAGAGCUUCUGGUGGACCUGGAGGUUCCUUGCCGCAUUUACUUCCAGCGCGCUGAUCAGGCGGGGCUGCAUGCACUGUACGCCCCUCCAAGUUCUCUCUGGGCGCCAACGAAGUGGCGUGCAGGAGGCACAGACCAACGACUUUUGGCAUGGAGUCGACGCAGCUCAAGACAUACCAAGGCCAGCGCCAAGUCGUUACCUCGGGGACAGGAGGCUUCUCAAGUCGGAGAGAUUGAGGAACUGCAGCAACAGAAUGUACUAAGACGGCUAGGGUCAAGCUGGAGGCAGUCCUUUAACUUCGAACUACAGUCGAUGGCAGUCAACAACUCCGUGACCUGCAUUUUAGUCGGAUCUUCCAUUGUCUGGGAGCUCAAAGAUGGAGUAUAUCCUGUGUAUGUAGAGGAUUCGUUACUCAAUUCAAGCAAAACCUUUGAUAGCACCGAUUUUCGGCAGCUAAUUGAAGCGGCAGAGGAUAAUCGACUGGCCGAUCGCGGUUUCUUCGUUCAUACUUUUGAGUCCGAAGGAACGUUUGUGUUUGCCUCUUCAAAGCAUAAAGCCAAAAUAUCAGUUGUUCGAGUGCUGGCACCAGGCAUGCAUUGCCCGGGAGACACAGAAAACCCCACUCCAAUUCGACUUCGUCCUCUUGGUCUCCUGGCAAUUUCCCUCAUGACAGACAAACUCAUUUUAGACCCCAAUUGGAGUCUCCUCGUGAUGCUUCUGCUGGCUCUGCUCCUUGUCGUGCUUAUUUUGCUGAGUUCUGUGGCAAGGUUUGUCUGGCAUCGGUGGGCAGCAACCAGGGCCCCAACUGCUUCAAGCAAUAUCUAUUGUCAGGAUCACAGCAGGACUGCAGUGCAGAGCUACAAAGAUUCCGCCAAAUCAGCAAUUGACUUUUACGUAAAGUUCUUAAAACCAACGGGUCCAAUAAGGAUAGCCCACUACAGGCUCCGGGACGACCUGCUUGAUACGACAGAACAGGAACAGUACGACCCUGAAGCAGACGUAAAGCCUGCUCUUGACCGGCUUCACGUUGAUAUAGACAUCCAAGAUCUUCGCGUAGUCCAGGCCACUCUUGAAAAGCUGUACGACAUGCGGGAAACCAUAUCCCUUUUACUGAAGGAGGAAAUGAAGCGAGAAGAAGAUACCUGCUCUGAAGCGAUUCAGCUGGUGGGAGAGAUGCUGAACAAUUUGAAACAGCGCAUCGAAUGUGCCCACCUGGAAGGGGGCCUGCCGAUCAGUAAUCGGCAUGUCACCUCCCUGUUGCACUACAUUCUGUCAACUCUUCAAGGCCCGGAGAAACGGCAAGCCGCAGAAGCACAGCUUAUGUUAGUAGAGCAGGAGCUCACACAUCAUCAGGGAGAAAAAUCUGCAGCACUUAAAACAGCACACAUGGGCAGAAAGGAAGCUGAUAUCCUCAGAGCCUGCGUCACAAAGGCAGGUCCCUCUGUCUUUGAUUCAUUAGACACAGCUGCCAUGACGGCCAAAGGAAGUGGGGAGUCAGUGGUGGAGUUACAAGAAGCCUCUUCCCACUUUGCUGCUAAGGCCACCGCAGACACUGAAGGACAGCGACAUUUCCUGUUGGCAUCUAUAUAUGACUCGUUGCUCAAACGCGAAGCAAAACAAGUUUCCAGGCGGUUUAAGAGCCUUUUGUACUUGCACAGACACGUCGAUCUGGCUGAGCGUCGUAGGCAGGAAAAGCAGAUAGCUUUCGCCGCUCUCUGCAGCGUGUGCAGAGAAGAGAUGGUUGAUAUCCAAGACUUGGGGAACCUCAUGGUUUUACAAUGGCAACAAACUUUCCUUAUCAACAAAUUUAAGGAAAACACGCGCCUUCUCAACGAAAUUUCAUCUUCUCUCAAUCGCUUACUACAAGAGACUCUGGCGGAGUUACUGACGGCUCACGACGGAGAAAUCCCGUCAGUUGUCAACAACCUUUGCGGCUCCAUUGCAGCUUUACUACGACAGAAGUGUUCAAAAGUAACAGGCAAUUGGACAAAAUCCGCGUAUAGCAAAACGGCUGCUAAGGAGCUGCAGGGCCUCAUGGAGCAGCAGGAAACACAAAUCAAGGCUAAGUCUGAGGGACAUAUGGAGCUUCUGCGCAAUUCAUUACAAGCCUCUCACGACGCCGCAGUGAGGCAUGUUCAUCUACUGGCAGAGCAUGAAAGAUCAGCACUUAGCAAACUUAGUAAGGCACUCAAAAAGGAGUUACACGCCCAAUAUGCUGCAGCAGCAGCCAAAACGGCUGCUGCUGCCGAAGCCCAGGCCGAAGCCUUUGCUAUAGCAAGAAAGUGCAAGGCCAGCAAAGAAUUUGAUGUUUGUCAGUUAGUAGUGGCAGGCCUCACGUACUUGAAGGGUAACGAGGAACGCAAAAACUCAAGUGAUUUAGAGCCGGAAAGUAUCGAGGGGGCAAAGAAGCGCAGCCUUGAACUCCUAGCAGCUGCGCUUUUAAGCCGGGAAGAGGUGCAAGGCAGACGCAAAGACAUCAGACAUGAGCAUCUUGAGCAGCGCCAUCAAGCAGUGCUAAACUUUAUUGGAGAAACGUCUAGGCUGCUGUCAGAACGCGCAAAGGCUGCUACAGAGGCAGCAAUACGAUUGGCUGAGACCACCGCAGCUGCAGAGGCAGAACUCGGAGCUCCCUUGCUGCGGCAGAUGGGCUUUUCUUGUGCUUUUGAAGAUUUAUCUCGGGUUUGUGCAUUACCUGAGAGAACAAAAAUCCGGUUACAGGAACUGAGGCAGCAACUGCAAGACUCGUUUCAGCAGACGAUAGAAAUGCACUCAAAGAAGUUCCAGCUCGCACAUGCCGCAGCCGUUGUAGCUUUCAAACGCAUCAACAAGCAAUACCUUGACAAUCUCAAGCGUGCGUUUUAUGGAUAUCGCGAAGCUGUGGAGACCCUGGAACAGGAAGCGUCUGCAAAGCUAUUGCACUUGCAAAAGGAAGAGAUGAAACAGAGGAUGGCCAUCAAGGCUUUAACUGCCGAGAAUAUGUCUAAGGCUUUCCUCUUUGGAGCAAAUGCGGAGGCCCGGAAAGCAGUGUGCCAAAAGCAGACGCACCUACUGGAAGGCUAUCGCCGUCAUCAAUACGACUUUUCUGAAUUGAAGUCUCGACUGGAUGAUGUAGCAGUGUUUGAAGAGGAUCGUGCUGCGAGAGCACGCGAUGAAGAAGAAUCCCGGCUAUUUGAGGAAAUCACAGUCUUGAAGAUGCUUGGCACGAAGGAGAAUGAACUACUGGAGCUAAUCCAUUCACAGCCUAGUGUAGCCGAAGAAAAAGCACUAGAGUCAUCUGCCAUUGAGCUUCACGAGACCCAGGUUCAUAGCGCAACCUCGCGAACUAUGAUGCUAUGGUUGGAGUACUCACAGACUAAGGCCACAGCUGUGGUCACUAUCUCUGCUCGUGGCACAUCCUUUGUAGAAUCUGACAUAGCAGAGUACUGCUCGAGCUGGGAUCGGGCGCUGAACGUCUCAGCCGCAAAUAAAAUGCAAGAUAUCCAGAAAUAUAAGGCAGCCCAAAAAAACCGCUUGCAGAGCCAGUCCAAGUCCGAAGCAGCCCAAAACAUGGCAAGAUGCAAGCAACAGUUACAUGUGGCCAACGAAAUUAUUGAGCUUCAGCAACGCUGGGGUCCGGUAGCUAGUGAGAGCAACCAAUUUGUGCAUGACCUGCUGUACAACCUGGCAAUUCACCAAGCAGAGGCUGAGUUCAGCGUAGAUAAAGCGGCCCUCAUGGGAAACACGGAAGUGGAACUAAAAUCAGUAGAAGCUGAACUUGAAAAGCUGGAUGAGCUCUGCCGGCGGACGGAAGAAGCUGUCAGUGCGACGAACUUAAUAGACGAGGAGCUACCGUCUGCUGCCAGGCCGUGUGCUGAAGACGGCUCGAUUUGUGUUGAAUGCUUGCCCGAUCAACUGGAGUCACUGAUACUCACAAAAUCGACGGGAGACGCAGGAGUCAGGAACGAAGAGAGCGGAGACAAUCAAUUAGUGCAAGCCUUUGAGAGAUGUUCGCUACCUACUGCAGCCGCCCAUCAAGUUCAGCCUGGGAUAAAAAGCAACGGACCACCUGGAAAGCCGCUGGAGGCCUGCAUAUCUGACGGAUCAGGAGUCGAAAGGCAGCUGUGUCUUGAUGCAUUGUCCGACAAAGGAGAUAGACAAGUUCAUGCACAGCUGCUUGAACAAUAUGAACAGCGUGCUCGCCAAGCAGAAGAGGAAACAACGCGCGAGAGACUAAUCCAGGACCAGCGUACCCGGCAGCUAAUACAGAAUAGGCGCCAGCGACUACUUGAUCAAAAAGCACGUCUCGAGGCCAAACUGAAACAAGACCUCAACUUACUAGAACUGCAGAGAGAGCACAAGCUUGAAAAACUCCAGCGUGAGCUACACCAAGAACUUGUUGACUUUUCGAUAGAAUUCGAGGUGGAGCCGCACGAGCUGGAUAAGCUCGCGCGACAACUUUGGGCUGAUUCUCACCAGCGGUACCAGAAACAGCUGCGGGCUCUGGAGAAAAGACAUUUGGAAGCUAUGCGGGCUGCACACGAGGCCUUUGUUCAAGACCGAGAUUCGCAUCAUUCUGGUACCGUGUACGCUGAACCCCAGUUGCAUCACGUGGACUGGAAAGAGGUGUCACGAAAGCUACAAAAUGAGCAGCUGGAAGAAAAACAUCAGCUGCAAAACUUGUGGCAGACCAAUCUUGAAGGAAGGCUGCGACUACUAGCUGCGAAGGGUAGCGAGUCGGCAAAGGGAUACCUGGAAGAGGCUAAAGAAGCUAGGCGUCGCCUGGAAGAGGCUUCCCAGCGGCGCUUUGAUGAGCUUAGACAGGAGCAGGCUUAUGCGCAGAGCGCCAUUCAGGAAUUGGAAAAGAUACAAAAACGUCAACUAGACCAAAGGCUUAAGCAGGUUGAGGCCCAGUGGACACAAAGACUACAUGACCUAAAGAAUGAAGAGUGGGCAAAGCUAAGGCAAGUUCAAGACCUGGUGGAAGCAGGAUUCAAGGAAAGAAAAAUGAUGCUUACAGCCGCAGGCAACUUGAUGGACAAUGCGCAAGACGGGGACGCCGGAGAGAAUCUCGGGUCGCACAAACACACUAGGCAUGAACAAAUGAUGAACGACCUUGCCGCUGACAUGCGCCAGUUGCAGCACGCUCUUCAUGCAGAUAAAUUACGUCAGAAAGCAACACACCAUGGCAAACUCCUAAAGCGGGUUGAACAAAGAAGAAGGCGCAUACUCAGCGAAGCAGUCAAGGACCAGAAAGCUUUGGCCAAAGAUGCGAUGGAACAACAAGAGCACUUGCUAAGUCAGCAGCUUCAUCGGCAGCAAUUUUUGUUUAGUCGGGCAAAAACACACCAGGUAGCGCUGAAGUUCUCUCAACAAUGGCUAGCAAAGGCGAGACAACAUCUGCGACCUUCUACCAAUGUCGAUUCAGGGUCGGGAAAGCUACACGAGUUGUCGGAAAAAGAGUUCUUCAGGAGAUACGCUCGCAUGCGGUCGACGCUAGCACAGAGCAUGAAACAAGUCGAGACCCUCAUUCGUGGCCUGAUGCCUGAAGGCAGCACUCUAGAGAUAUCCAAAUUUGAUGAGGGCCAGCCAGGGAACCCGGAAAACCAAGCAGCAUGUCUAUCGAAGUGCCUUCAAGAGAUAUCUCAUUCUUCCGUCCGCCUGAACGCUAUUCAGCGUAGAUAUAUCGAUUCUCGCACGUAA